AUGGCCCGUAUCGGAGGGAUUUCUGGCCCCGUAGAGCAUGAUUUCCAGGCCGGCGUCGAUAUGCCGGAUCUUGGCGUCCGUGCCGGCCCGGCUGUCCACGGCGUUCGUACUGUCGCCCAGCCGGAUUCCGCACCGCCGGAAGGCACUGCGCCACUCCUUGGGCGUGCCCACGUUGGCCACGAUGGCCAGGGCGUCGAGGGGGCCCCGGCAAGAAGGCCUCUGCAGAUGAGCCCUGCUGACCAGAGUUUGUCAGAAGAAUCUGUCGAGCCCCAGAGGGGGGGACCUGUCGAGGGGCAUCUUUGGACGCUAACCACCCUCAGAGCAGCUUUGGGUGAUGUUGGAAGUGAUGAGGAUGGAAAGAAUCUUUGCGAGCUCUGGUACGGCAAGUACGAUGGAAGUUUCAUGAUGCACCAAACAACGACUGACAUGAGAGGAAGAAGAGCAGCAGAUAUUGGCCCUUUUGGCCCUUUCUCCGGAAACCUCUACGUCGCCAUCAAAGUUCAGAACCUCUGCGGUUGA
Colletotrichum scovillei is the source of this 519-nucleotide messenger RNA. RefSeq lists its product as uncharacterized. NCBI's taxonomy places the organism in Eukaryota, Fungi, Ascomycota, Sordariomycetes, Glomerellales, Glomerellaceae. Bases 1 to 519 code for a protein of 172 amino acids. The transcript has 4 exons. The record is from RefSeq and is a predicted model, not a curated record.